Prorocentrum cordatum is the source of this 5028-nucleotide messenger RNA. The record is from the annotation of a GenBank genome assembly. Lineage: Eukaryota; Dinophyceae; Prorocentrales; Prorocentraceae.
AUGCCCGUGCGCUACGAUCGCGCGCGCUGCGUCCUUGAGUUGCUCCUGAAGCAUGAGAAGGGGUCCGCGCCGGCGGGGGAUCCUGAAGUCCCGGAGCAUGUAGCAGCAGACAAAGUGGCGUGCCGCGGCCGGGAGGUGUUCAUCCACUUCGCCAGGGGCCAGCGGAGCGGCCCCGGAGGGCGCGGCCGGGAGUCCCUCGUCCUGCUCGCCUUCUCUUGCGCCGACGCGGACGCGUGGGCGGCGGCUGUUUGUGCCGCCGCCUCCGUGGCGCUCAGGUCGGUGCUCGCGCUGCCCGUGGAGUGGGACAUCAUUGCCAUGCUCCAGCGGGGCUGCGCGGACGGCACCCGCCUGGUGGCGAAGGUGCCGCUGGACGCGCAGUCCGUCCGCGCCGUGCAGAGGCUGGUGGACCACGCGUUCAUCCCGAAGAAGACCCGCGACCGGGACGGCUACGAGAUGCCCCUGCGGCUGGAGGUGGUGGAUGUUGUGAAGGUCCAGAAUUCCGCGACAUGGGGCGCCUACAGCAAAACCAGGGCUGCCAUCGCCUCGCGCGUGCAGACGCUGAGGCCGCUGUUCCCGGCAGUGCGCACCGCCACCACCGAAGGCGCGCUGAUCGCCACGCUCGGCGACGUGGACGCCAAGGUGGCCGAGCAUUGGCUGUUCCACGGCACCUCCUCGCAGGCCGUGCAGGGCAUCACCAACACCGACUUCAGGCUGGACCUCGCGGGCAGCCACCGAGGCACCCUCUACGGGCGCGGGCUCUAUUUGGCCGAGUGUUCCAGCAAGGCCGACGAGUACGCCACCGCGGAGAGCGACGGCCUAUGCCGCAUGCUGCUCUGCCGGGCCGUCCUGGGCAGGAUGCUGGUGGAGUGCGCCAGGCGCCCAGGGCGCACUGAGGAGCUGGAGGCGCGCUGUGCCAGCACCUCCCCCGACUCGGAGUACGACUCUCUCUGCGGCGACCGUCUCCAGGCCGUUGGCACGUACCGGGAGUUCGUGGUGUACAAUUCGGGGCAGGUGUACCCAGCGUACAUCAUCGUGUACAGGCGCACCACGCAGACGGUUGUGAUGCUUGGCCCGCUCGCCCAAGUAGCGUCCGCCAGCUUCGCGGGCAGUUGGCUGGGGGGGGCCACUCGCGCAUGCCGCUGUGACUGUGCGUGCGCCUGCCACACCAGCUCCGACGACGGGGCCUUGAAGCUGCUCGAGAAGCAGCUCGACAGGUGCGGGCCCGAGCACCUGUGCCCGCAGUGCCCGACCUGCCCGCAGUGUCCAGGGCCUCCCCCUUGCCUGCCGCUCUGGCCUGCUGGGCUGGGCGGCUUCGUGGCGGGCGUCGCCACCACCGCGCUCGCGGCGCUGGUCGCUGGGCGCAGCAGGGGCCGCCGCGAGGGGGCCCGUCCGGCUCGCGCCAUCGGGCCGAGCCCGCCGUUGGGCCUCGCGGACGGGCCCGCGUCGUCUGUGCCGGCGCCGGCGCUGGCCGCUGCCUCGGAGCCGAGGGCUCCUGCGGCGCUGCUGGGCGCGGCCGGGGCCCGCGCGGACAGCGGCAUGUCGUCGCUCGCGCCUGGGACCUAUGCUUUCGUGCAGUACAAUGACCCGGCCGACAACGGGCUCUGGCAUGAGCGCUUGAUCUUGGGCUGGGUCACUGCAUCGGAGUACAUUGUGAUGACCCCAGAUGGGGAUGUCUUCAUAGAACAGCUCGACUCGGCGAGCGCGGACCUGUCAGGUAUCCGUUUUUCGCCUUCGUCGGGGGGCUUGCCUGCUGGCCUCGCGGGUGCGCCGCUCUACCGCUUCGCGGCGCAGCCUGCUGGGGCCGAGCUGACAGCGCUGCUCAACGAGGGGGCUUCGCACGCUCGCGUGGAGCGCCAGGCGAGGGGCUUGGCGCAGCCGCCCGGUGCGGGCAUGGCUGGCGGCCCGGGCGGCGUUGCCCCGGCGGUGGUGCCGAUCCCGCUGCCGGUCGCGCCGCCCCCAACGGCAGCCGGCGCGCCCCCGCCGCCUCCGCCCGCCCCGAGGGUGGCGCCCGCCGCGGGCAGCUGGGUCUUCGACGUCCCUGGCCCCUCGCACGCGAUCGGGCAGGAGUUCCUCUUCCCUGCGGGCGGGCUGGACUUCGGGGGCCACGCGUUCGUCUCGGUGGGCGGGGCGAUCACCACGGGCUGCUUCGUCCAGGCGGACACGAACCUCGACGAGUGGGCGGCGGAGCGGCAGCUCUUCCUGAUGCAGGGCGAGCCGCGUCUGCUGCCCCGGCGGCAACCUGCGGGGCCAGUCCCAUUCACCCGCGACGCGGCGUGGCUGCACAAGGACCCCCGGGUUGAGAUCCACCUGAAGGGGCCGCCGACCAUGGGGGACUCGGUGACCGCGCUGAUGGCGCGGAGUCCGGGGGGCUUCAUGUCCUCCCACGAGCGCUGGCUGGUCGAGAGCAGGGUGCCCGCAGCUAGCCGCUCGGCCCGUGAACAUCGAGUUGUCUCGAAGGCGCUCGAGCUCGGACAGGCGGUGGACGGCAUAAACCUGGCGAACCUCACCUGCAUGGAGUACCUCAACAGGCGUCGCCAGUUGCUGGAGGAGGCCCACAAGACCGACCCGGGCAAGGGCAACUUCGAGGGCGCCCACCACUUCAUGGGCGAGGAUGACGAUGGAGCGGGCACACUCGUCGCCCCGAGCCUCCGCUCGCACGUGGCCGGCCAGUUCGGCAAGGAGGCGGACAUCGAGCAGCCGCCCGGCUUCAGGCCGCCGCCGGGACUUCCGAGGCCGCCCGGCUGCCUGGACGAUCUCUUCCCCCUCCCGCUGCUCGACCCGCAGGAGGCCGAUUUUGGCGGCUCCGGCCGCGCCCGCACCGGGCAACGAAGGAGAUGCAUCCGUCGGGACGUGCUGAGUGACGUGAACGACUCGCUGAUGGGCCUCAAUGCUCUGUACGGCUGUGAGCGCUCGUCGGUUACCGCGCCCACCGAGGUGACUCGGGCCGAGGCUCACCGCGCUGGCAUCCCCGUGAAGGACCUGGGUAGCACGAGCGACUUCGUGUACCCGGCGAUGCAGGUGCCCCCGAUGGGUUGGUCCUGGGCCUUCUGGUUCGUCCAACGUCUUCAUCUCGAGGUGGUGCGGAGGUCUGGGGUCCCCUCUACCAUGGUUGCUACUGGAUCCUGGCCUCUUCCGUCUGUCGUCGAGGGCCCAAUCGAGGCCCCGUACUCAGACAACGUGAAUGUGUUCGGGUUGGGGCCGGGGCCCGUGUUAGCAACGCGUGAUCGCAUCGUCGCCCAGUUCGAGGCGGAGGGGUUCGCCAUGCAUGAUAUCUCCGAGGUGUCGUCCGAGGGCGUCGUCCUGGGAGCUGACGUCGGAGGGCCGGACCCUUUCACCCGCCGCUCUCUAAAAAAGCUGCUGGUGGUCAGGAAAGCUCUGUUCUGGCUCGCAACGGGCCCGUGCGUAAGCGGCCGUCAGCUGGAGGUUAUCUUGGGACAUUAUGUCGCUGCCUGUCUCUUCUGCCGUCCAGGCUUUUCGAUCAUGCGUGCGGUGUACGAGUUUGUCCGGGCUUCUUACGACAGGCCCAAGGUGCUCUGGAGAAGUUGUCGUUACGAGUGUUGGCUUAUGGCGACCCUUUGCAUCCAUCUGCAGUCUCCCCUGUCUUUGCCGUGGGCGAGUGAGGUCAUCGCUACCGACGCGUCCACCACCGGGAUGGUCGGCUCUGGGAGCGGCCGGACGCUCGGCCGCCCUGUGGGCCGCAUGCUCGGCCCGCUCAGCGUGGCUGGAGGGACUGCGCCCUGCCUGGAGGACAGCCACGGGCGCGCGUCGACCACCAAGGGGGUCCAGCGCGCCGUGCGGAAGGCUCGCGCUGUUCGUCUUCCAGCUCCAGCCGCGCCGAGGCGGGCCAGGCUGGGGAGGCCCGCUGCCGCGCCGGCGCUGCGGCGGCGCCCGGCGGCGGUGGCCGCGCCUGUGCCGCUUCGCCGCCCAGCAGCCGCUGGCGCGCCCGCGCCGAUGCGCCGCCCGGCCGCGGCGCCCGGCGCUGCCGGGCUUCGGCCCCGGCUGGCGGCGGCGGUGGCGACGGUGCGGACCUCGAAGGUGACAGCCACGAUCCCGUCGGCCUGCGAGCGCGCAGCCGUCGGAGCCUCGGCCAGGCUCUCCUACCAGCAGUACUACGCGGCCUUCCUGGCGUUCGUGGGACAGCCAGCCGACGACCUCGAGGCGCUCGAGGUGCAGGUCCUGGAGGUCCUCGACACGUUCUUGGAGGCGGGCUGCACGAAGGGGGACGCGGACUACCUGGUCGCCGCCGUCAAGGACGCGCUGCCAAGGGCGACGGGGCCGAGGGCCUUGCCUCGCGCGCAGCGCGCGCUGAAGGGGUACGGCAAGAAGGUGCCCCCGAGGUCGCGGGCUCCCGCGCCCCGCGAGGUGGUGGGCUCAGCGAUCUCGGGACUCCUCUCGGUGAACGAGCGGGACGCCGCGCUCCAGGUGCUCACGAUGUUCAGCACGUUCAUCCGCCCGGGAGCGCUGAGGAAGCUGCUGGUGAGGGACCUCUUGCGGCCCACGAGGGCCGGGGGUGCCAUGGCGGUGUGGUCGCUCCUCCUGGCGCCGACGGCGGCCGACCCGCUGGCCCCGCUCGCCCACGAGGCGGACCGCGCCCGCUUCCUGACCAAGACGGGGACGUCCGACGAGGCAGUGCCGCUCGACAACCCGCCCUGGCUCGGGCCUCUGUUGGCCCAGCACGCACACGGCCGUCCAGGGCAUCUGUCGCUGUUCACCACCCCCGCGGUCGACAUGGCGGUGCUGUUUCGCAAGGUCACGGCGGCUCAGGGGCUGCAGGAUGUGUGCCUAUACCAGUUGCGCCACGGCGGUGCGAGCGAGGAUGUCCUCUCGGCCCGCCGCACCCUCGGGGAAGUAAAGUCGAGGGGGCAUUGGAGCCAGGACAGCAGCGUCAAGAGGUAUGCAAAACCCGGGAUGGUUCAGCAGCUGUUGUCGGCGCUGUCACCAGCCGCCCGAACGCACGGCGAGGUCCAGUGGGCGAGGCUCGAGGACCUCUUCGCGGGGCGCCUUCGCUCCUCGUGGCCAGUGCAGUAG